Molecule: messenger RNA, 636 nt
Organism: Quercus robur (English oak)
Lineage: Eukaryota; Viridiplantae; Streptophyta; Magnoliopsida; Fagales; Fagaceae
Product: general transcription and DNA repair factor IIH subunit TFB1-3-like
Exons: 2
Coding region: 155-481 (108 amino acids)
Biological process (GO): nucleotide-excision repair; transcription by RNA polymerase II; transcription by RNA polymerase I
Cellular component (GO): transcription factor TFIIH core complex; transcription factor TFIIH holo complex
Source: RefSeq, a predicted model, not a curated record
GCAGAAGCACUUGCGCGGUCAAGACAGGGUUAGCAAGGUUUAUUUUUGUUUGUUAAAAAAAAUCCCACUUCCUUUUUUUCAAGUCUUAUAUAGAAUUUGCAGUGAAGAAUCUGAUGAGAAUGCAAAGCAGGAGAGGCUUGAUAGAAUUUCACGGAUGACUGAGAUGGAGGACCUUCAGGCACCUCAUGAUCACCCUCUUGCUCCACUUUGUAUCAAGGAUCCUCGUGAUUACUUUGAUUCCCAACAACUUAAAACUUCUGAUGAUACACGGGCUGGAACAGAACAAUUAAGAUGUAGCCUGAGCUCUGAGGAAGCAUAUGGUUCUUUUAUGGGUUCAGUAUCGGAGAUAAUGGCUGUGGGCUUAAGUGAUCCCAUAGUCAGACCUGAGGUUGCUGUUAUGGUUAUAAUAUCUUUAUUUUGUGCCAGCCUUAAGAUUUUAGAAAUAAUAUUACUUAUCCCCAAAAAUCCCCGAAAAAAGUGAUAUGCUAUCAUAUAUAUGAUGCAUAAUUAAACUGUAUAAUUUGUAGGAUUCAGAUCCUUAAUGGAUUGACCCAGAACAUUUCAAGUACCAAAUGUCAGCUUGGGAAGAAUGCUCAAAAGAGUAUACUAAACAGCUUGCCCGACACAACUAAAGAG